Populus euphratica (Euphrates poplar) is the source of this 4158-nucleotide messenger RNA. RefSeq names its product RECQ helicase SIM (gene RECQSIM). Gene Ontology annotation, biological process: double-strand break repair via homologous recombination. Bases 386 to 3088 code for a protein of 900 amino acids. Gene Ontology annotation, cellular component: chromosome; cytoplasm; nucleus. Lineage: Eukaryota; Viridiplantae; Streptophyta; Magnoliopsida; Malpighiales; Salicaceae. The record is from RefSeq and is a predicted model, not a curated record. The transcript has 15 exons. Gene Ontology annotation, molecular function: four-way junction helicase activity; 3'-5' DNA helicase activity; ATP binding.
UUAUAACAAUGUCAAAAUCCUCCGAAUUGCGCGGGAAAAGGUUUAAGUUCUCGGGCCGGAUCGCACACAUCCACGCACUGUAUUGAUUUAUCUCUCUAUCUCUCAAAAAUAGAAAAAUCUCACACCUGCAAAAUCCUAGGGUUUCCAUCUGCUCAAUCGAACAACAUUCCUAUCGCAUUUCAAUGCUCAGAACCUUUCCAUCUCCACCACUCACAUGUACACGUAUACACACAGAUCUUAUACGGACACGUAUAAGAAACCGACACCAAUCGCUUAAAAUCAUGAAUCUGUAGCACGGUUUUUUUUUUUUUUCAGGAACAAUUCUUAAUUUCAUUUUUUUUUCUUUUUCCCUUUCCAUUUAUAGUGAAUUUUUCUGUUUGGUGUGAUGGAAAAAUCUGUGGCAUGUGAUGGAACCGUUGAAAAGCUUAUAGAAAUGGGGUUUGAGAGUUGUGCGGCGGAACAAGCUGUUAAAGAAGUCGGUCCGUCGUUGGAUAAAGCUGUGGAUUAUUUAUUGAACGGUUCUUCGAGCAGAAAUUGUGAAGGUAUUGGUACCAUGACCAGUAGUUCUGAAUGCUUUGCAAGCAGCAGAAGUGGAAAGAGAAUGCUGUCUGGCUCUGCCUAUUCGGGUCGAAAGCGACAGUCUAGUAUACUGGAGCAUUUCCGGUUGCCACGCAGCGUGAAACGAGGCAUGCUUAGUAGUGAUGUGUCUAAUGUUUUGGUUUCUGGGUCGAAGGUUUUGCCGCUUAGUGUGAAUGGAUGUAAGGAAUCGUGUGUUAGCGAGGAUUGUGGUAAGGUCGAGGAUGCAGUGGAUGGUUUGCCAGUUUGGUGUAAAGAAGAGGUGAGUUUUGGAUUGGAUUGGGAGGAGAGAGCGAAUAGGGUAUUGCAAGAGCGUUUUGGUUAUGGUUCAUUAAAGGGUUUCCAAAAGGAAGCCUUGGCUGCUUGGGCAGCUCAUCAAGAUUGCCUUGUUCUCGCAGCUACAGGAUCUGGAAAAUCUUUGUGUUUCCAGAUUCCAGCAUUACUAACAGGAAAGGUUGUGGUUGUGAUUUCACCGUUGAUUAGCUUGAUGCAUGAUCAGUGCUUAAAGCUAUCAAAACAUGGGGUCUCUGCGUGCUUUCUUGGAUCUGGGCAGCCUGAUAGCAGUGUGGAAAAGAAAGCAAUGAGAGGCACGUAUGACAUAAUAUAUGUCUGCCCAGAGACAAUUUCAAGACUGAUAAAACCGCUCCAGGGACUUGCAGAAAGUCGUGGCAUAACCUUGUUUGCUAUUGAUGAAGUUCAUUGUGUUUCUAAGUGGGGACAUAAUUUUCGGCCUAGCUACAGGCAAUUGUCUGUUAUCCGGGAGAACUUCAGUGCUUGCAAUCUAAAAUUCUUAAAAUUCGACAUCCCGCUGAUGGCGUUGACCGCAACUGCCACAAUUCCAGUUCGAGGAGAUGUGCUUAAAGUGCUGAGCAUGUCAAAGGAAACGAAGGUUGUGCUUACUUCGUUUUUUCGGCCAAAUCUACAGUUCUCGGUAAAACAUUGUAGAACCUCUUCUCCAUCUUCUUAUGGGAAGAAUCUCAGCCAUUUGAUAGACAUAUAUGCUGGGAAGAAAAAGUCUAAUGAAAAGAAGUGGAGUAGUAUCGCAGAAGAAUUAGAUGGUUGCUCUGAUAGCUCUGCUGAUAAUAGCAUAUCUGAUGGAGAUGUAUCUUUUCCAAAUGACAUGAACAGAAUUGAAGAUGAUUGCUGUGAUGUAGAUGAUGAUGAGUUAAAUUUAACAAAGGAAAAUGGAUUGACUGCUUCAAGGGAAAAAGAAAUGUCAAUUGAAUAUUUGGAAAAUGAUGUAGAUGUCUUUCACAUUGUGGAUGAUUGGGACGUUGCAUGUGGUGAAUUCAGUGGACAAUCUCCUUGCAAGGACCAGUAUAUUUGCGAGUCAUCUGAAACAGUUGAUCCCUCUAGUAAGAUAGAAGACAGGUCGAAACUUUUGCCAGAGCCUUUAGAAGAGGGACCAACCAUCAUUUAUGUUCCUACAAGAAAACAAACAUUGAGCAUCACAGAGUAUCUUUGUGGUUUUGGUGUGAAAGCUGCUGCUUAUAAUGCAUCAUUGCCAAAAUCACACCUAAGGCAGGUCCACAAGGAAUUCCACGAAAAUUUGAUACAGGUGGUUGUCGCCACAGUUGCUUUUGGAAUGGGAAUUGACAAAUCAAAUAUCAGAAGAAUUAUUCACUAUGGCUGGCCACAGAGUUUGGAAGCAUAUUAUCAAGAAGCAGGCCGUGCUGGAAGGGAUGGGAAACUAGCAGAAUGCGUUCUGUAUGCAAACCUGUCAAGAACACCAUCACUUUUACCAAGUAAAAGAAGUGAAGCUCAGACAAAACAUGCGUUCAAGAUGUUGUCUGAUUGUUUCAGGUAUGGAAUGAAUACCUCAUGUUGUCGAGCUAAAACACUUGUAGAGUAUUUUGGGGAGGAUUUCAGUUAUGAGAAGUGCCUCUUGUGCGAUGUGUGUGUCAAUGGGCCUCCACAAAUGCAGGAUUUGAAAGAGGAGGCUGAUAUUUUAAUGAAGAUCAUUGCAGCGUAUCAUCUAAGUUUUCAGGAACAGAACCAUUCUAUUGAUAGCUCAUAUGAUGGUAAAUGUAAUGACACGAAAUCACAGAGAGCGGUGCAUAAGCCAAACCUCAGAAUGUUCGUCACUAAAAUAAAGGAGCAGCAUCAAAAAUUUUGGACAACAGAUCAGCUAUGGUGGCAAGGUCUAGCUCGGAUUAUGGAAGGCAAAGGAUACAUCAGAGAGGGUGAUGAAAAGAGCCAUGUCCAGAUAAAAUGCCCGGAGCCAACAAAAUUAGGACUUGAGUAUCUGGAAUAUGAUAGAGAGCAACCACUCUCUGUUUACCCUGAAGCUGAUAUGCAACUCUCAGUGAACAAACACAAAUCAUAUUCUUCUUUUGCGGAAUGGGGCAAAGGUUGGGCCGAUCCAGAGAUCCGUCGUCAGCGCUUAGAAAGAAAGCAAUCAAAUAGAAAGCCACGAAAGCCGAGACGGGCGAGAAAAUCUGGUAAAAUGAAACUGGAUUUCAAAACCGCCAGGGGUAGAAUAGCAGCAAAACUCCUUUUCAAACAGAAGUGAGUAAUGAUAUUAACCGAGUCUUUUGUCCUUGUAAGUGCAUGUUUUUGUGUCUUACCCUUCAGCCUCCUUAAUAUCCCAUAUAGAACUUCUGAUCACAAAAGCACGGUGUUUUUGACCAAAAUUGGAUAUGUUGAGAUUUAGGUAUACUGUUUAAUAGCGGUGUCUUUCCAUAAGAAAAUUACAGGGAAAAAUCUCAGAAACAUUGUUUCAUGACAGAGAAAAAUAAAUAAAAAAACUCAGCUCCAUGAUGUGAAAAAGGGAGUUCUAUGUCGUAAAGCAACGUCACAUGUUCCAUCUGGUACAGUACAAAAGGAGUGCAUUAAACAAAAGUGAUGUCCCUCGAUGAGAGCAAGGAAUCAUUUCGAGCACCAUAGAUGCAUAGACACGAAGAAAAGCGUUUCAAUAUAUUCUUUUGUAAAUUUGUUCUCCUGAUGCAUAGACACGAAGAAAAGCUUUGUUCAUGGGCUGUAGCCAUCUUAUUUUUGCCAUUGCUGGAUUCUCCGCGUCGUUCUUUCUCCUCUUGCCGAACUUGAAGCUAUGGCACAAGCAACAAAUCACAAAAGAGAAACUGAGGAUUGUAGCUGAGGUGUUGGAAAAUGCUGAAGAGAGGGCUCGCAAAUUUCAAGAAAGGCAUGAUCACAUACUAGGUCAAGUAAGCUCAUAUUAUUUGAUCAAUGAAGAACUCGGAGAUGCAUUGGCUGGUGCUAGGGCUGCAAUGAAUGAGGCAACGAAGUUCGCUGUCAGAUUGAGAGAAGUGCAAAUGAGAGUCCUGAUCAAUUUCCCAGAUGAAGCUGAUCUUUCAAUGUUGGAUAGCCCAUGUACAAAUGCAGCCAGGCCUGGGAACAAUUAAAGUGCUAAAAAAAGAGCAGCUUCAACAUGGGCUUUGGCUUUAGCUGCUCGGCUUGGUCAUGCUAAAACUGUUUAACUAAUCCAGAGCCUCCCCUACACUACUAGACAUUCGGAAACCAUGGGUUAAUUAUUCCUCUUGGCAUGUGUAUAAUGUUUGUUCCCACCCCUUUCUCCCUGUAUAUUUUCAAUAAUAUGUACUAGCAAGCAUCUGCAUUGCUAUU